AUCAACAGGUCCAAUAUGAUCUCAUAAUUUAAUGUUAGCUAUGCUAUACAGCUUUCUGGAGUAUUCUGAAUAGCUUGAUAAACAUAAUGAUAAAACUAUUUAUAUGCAUUUUUCACCAAAAAUUUUAUUGUAAGAAAUUGACAAAAAAUCGCAAAUGGUAAGAUCUUUAUAUAGUUGCGCUAUGGACUAUUCAAAAGGCAAACAAAUUUAACAUUGCAACUUUUGAACACUUUUAAACAAAAAAUCUAUAUCUAUUGUUUUGUUGACUGGCCACCACCUUAUGUGCAUUGGGAUGUGGAUACUUGGAUGAAUUCUUCACAUUGUGCUGAAUUAUUAAAGUGACGAGAUGAUCAAGAGAGGGUCAACCAGUGCCCUUCUUCAGAAGGCCCAGUCCCAACUGAGAGGGGAGAAAGUCUCCAAGGGCAAUGAGGAGGAGGAUGAUAUCAAUGCCUACAUCAAGUCACUGACAAAAAAGACAACAACCAGUCAGCAGAAGAAGACAGUAAACUUUGAGGAUGGCGACAUCUCCAUCUCCAGUGAUAUUGACACUCACACCCAGACCAGCUCCUCACUUACCAAGAAACGGCCGCUGAUAACCUCUGGGAACAAGUUUUUGAAGAAAAAGCAAACAGAAACAUCUCAACCUACAGCAAAAUACCUCAAGAAGCCACAGCUGUCAAAUGCCAGUCCUGUACCUACUGUGUCUGGGGACAUGGCACGCACCAACAAACCCAGGGAAUCUGCACAGACUUCCUCUGCUCUCAGUAAAGCAUCACUUCUUAGUAAUAAAUUUGCCAAGCGGUCAGCAGAAACAAGGAAAGUCUUCACUUUAGAGACAGACAGUAGUGAAAGCCUGCAUACGCCAAGGCCUGGGUCUUCUCUUGGAAUGAACAGUGAUAGGUCAAGGUCAGGGGAAAGGCCUAGGUCAGGGGAAAGGCCUAGGUCAGGAGAAAGGCCAAGGUCAGGGGAAAGGCCAAGGUCAGGGGAAAGACCAAAGUCAAGAGAGAGACCUGGAUCUGCCGAUUCAGAUAGUGUUAGGAUCGGUAGAGAUGGGUCCAAGUUUAUGAAGAAGAAAACAGCAGUUCCUGAGCCCCAAAGAAAGAGAAGUCCUUCUCCACAACCAGAGCAAAGACGAAGGAGUCCCUCCCCCCUACAGGAGGCACACGGGAGGCGGAGCCCAACACCGACCAGGAAAUCAAGGGAUAAGAGAGCUGUGCUGACUGGAUUGUCUGCUGACAUUGUCCUGUCCUCUGGUGAAGAGAGCCUGGCAGAGUUUGUGGCAGGAUUAGAUUCUUCUGAGAGUUUUCCAGGAGGAAAAGGGAAACAGAAGGUAGAAGGGAAACAGAAGAAAGGAAGAAGAACCCCCUCCCCCACGAUACCUCGCUCCCCCUCGCCGGAUACAAAACCUCCCCCAGCCAGAUCCCCCUCCCCUGGCCCCUUCAGAUCUCCUUCCCCUGGCCCCUUCAGAUCCCACACUGCUGGCCCCCCAAGGUCUCCCUCUCCUGUCCCCCUGAGAAGACGAUCACCUAAGCUUCACCGCUCACCUCACUCAAGAUCCUCAUCCAUUGAGUCUGAUGUUUUAGAGAGUGACAAGUACGAUGAAAGCUCAGAUGAUGCCUUCAGAUUUAAUUUGAUGGAUAUUGAUGCAUUAGAGCCAGCCAUAGUAAAGUCAGAUUCCAAGACAAAGGAUAGCUCUAAAAGAAAACGAAAAGACACCUCAAAAUCUAAAGCUAAGAAAAACAUCAAGAGUCCAUUCAAACCACAAAAAUCUACACCCAGAAAGCAGAAGUCCUCGGAGAAGGAGGACUUGUUUUUCGGACUUCAGACCGUUGAGGACCUGUUAGGAGGUGUGUCAGAUGACCAUCCUCCUAGUGUGGCCAGUGAGGAAGUGAGAACAGAAUCAGAGGACAUUCCCGAGGAGAUUGGUCCUCCUAAAAAGAAAACAACUUCAUUUCACUCUGUUCUUGAGUCAGAAAUUAAGACUCAAGAGGUUAGUACUGUGCAUAGGUCUUAUUCCGAUGACUUUGAUGAUACUAUUUCUGAGCGCAUCGGCGAAUCCCAGAAGAGGCUGAGUCGAGCUUCCUCUCGGAACACUGAUGUUGAGGAAUACACAGAGACUUUCCAGAGCGAGUCGGAGAUUACCGAGGAGUCGGGGACUGUCACAGAGACCGAUGAAUCUGAAGUAGUUGAACGACAUAAGCCAACAAAAACAGCCUGGGAGGACAAGAGGAGGGGCACGGAAGACAAGAGGAGGACCACGAGGACCACAGAGGUAGGACUACAGACUGAGGAGCCGGGCCUGACCUACAGAUUCAACUACAGCCCGGGCUUCAUGGAUCCCGCCUCCAUAGCCUCCUAUGUUAUCAGCCCAGACUCACUCAAUGCCCUGACAUCCUACAGUCCCUGUAUGCUGGCCCUACACGACAUGCUCAAACAGCAGCUGGAGCUGACCAAAAGUUUCCUCCACUCUCAGCAAUCCCUGUAUCAAUCUAUGUCAAGUUCCUUGGACCACAAAUAUCGCUACACAACUCUACAGGACACUAAAAAGUACAUAAAGAAGCACAGAUCAAAGAAGAUGAGUUUAAAAGAAGCCCUGAAGCUUGUAGACUUAGAGAAUCAAAGUUAAGAAGGCUUGUCGGUGUCUUGUACUACAAUUUAUAAAUCCAGUGAGCAGGCCGUCUCUCUAGCAGCAGAUUUGUGAUUUGGUGCGGGAUAAAUCAUCAGUGAGAGGAGAGUGAUUUAUCGAUAGAAUGUUCUAAGUCUAUGAUUAGUUAGUGAAUAAAAGAAGAUGUGAGAGAUAAACUGAUAAAGGAGAUCCAUAUAUUGAUAUCAUGAGACGCCCACCGUGACAGAGGCGAACAAUAUCCGUCAAUAUCUCCACCAUCAUAACUGUCAAUGCAGCUAAAUUAUUACCAUCACCAAGACUUCACUCUGUCUCCACUCUUCUGAAACAAUGCUUUAAACAUUAAAGAGUUGUGAUGUCAAUAUUUAUUCUUAGAUUUUAAUUAAAAUUGAUUUAAUGAAAAGAAUUAUUCAUGGCUGUGGUCAGAAUUUACUUUGAUCUUGUGCUAAUCUCUGCUUUGAAAGUUAUGUUGAUUUCUUGCUUGAUUUCUACAGUAUUUUCAGAGAAUAUUAUUGGUGUUUUGUCACCUUUGAUAAAUUAUGUAGUUUAAAUUUGACAACAAAGUCUUUCAGAAUAAAGCCAAAACAAUGUAUCAAAGAAAAACAUAUUUUUUAAAAUAAAAUGAUAUACUAGUAUACGAUGCACACCCCCUCUCAAACUCAAACACAAACGGUGCAAUAAUGUAGACCUUAAACUGGCAUUUGUGUCGCAUCCAACCUCACCCCACCUGAUUGGACAAAAGCCUUGCUGUUCACUCCUCAUUGCUAAUCAUGUUACCUUACUUGCCUCUAAAGUUGUGUAAAUUGACUUCAUCAACUAAGUUUCUACUCAAUUAACAUUCAAUUUUCAUCAUACAAAAAUUUCUUAGGCACGUAAUGUGGCAACUCUAUAUUGUUAAAAUCGAAAAUGAUGGACUAUGGAGACAUAUCUCCAUAUUGCAACAAACAUUCUCGAAUAAACAUGACUUUAUACCCCGUUACUUAUUAAAUAUUUUUCUUUGCACUAUCUUUUCUAACGGCGUA
Molecule: messenger RNA, 3645 nt
Organism: Magallana angulata
Lineage: Eukaryota; Metazoa; Mollusca; Bivalvia; Ostreida; Ostreidae
Exons: 9
Coding region: 347-2626 (759 amino acids)
Source: RefSeq, a predicted model, not a curated record